Messenger RNA from Esox lucius (northern pike), 7688 nucleotides. Its product is annotated as chloride channel protein 2. Lineage: Eukaryota; Metazoa; Chordata; Actinopteri; Esociformes; Esocidae. Gene Ontology annotation, biological process: chloride transport; transmembrane transport. Bases 75 to 2855 code for a protein of 926 amino acids. The record is from RefSeq and is a predicted model, not a curated record. Gene Ontology annotation, molecular function: voltage-gated chloride channel activity. Gene Ontology annotation, cellular component: membrane. The transcript is spliced from 25 exons.
GUGUCUCACUCCAACCUCAAAAGUAUUCCUCACUUUCAUCUCUCUCACUAGCCUUUUUAUCACAAAGCUCAGCCAUGGCCGGGUUAAAUCAGCAGGAGCUACAGUAUGAACAAACAUUGAUGUAUGGUCACUACACCCAGGACCUGGGGGCAUAUGCUAAAGAAGAGGCAGCUCGUCUGAGGGAGAAGAGCGGACGGAGGCCCUCGGCCACAGAACGCUCCCUGUCCCUGGAAAACCCGGACUAUGACAAUGGCCGCUGUGGCAAAUGUUGCAGCUGUAUGUUACGCUGUAAGAAGUUCCUCAUUGCUUGUGUGGGUGAAGACUGGAUCUUCCUCAUCCUUCUGGGACUGUUUAUGGGCCUGAUCAGCUGGGGGAUGGACUACGGCAUUGACUACUGUCUACAUGCACAGAAGUGGGUUUAUAUGAGUCUGGAGAAUAAUGUGUUUCUUCAGUACCUGGCCUGGGUUACCCAUGCUGUGGUACUCAUCACCUUCUCAGCUGGCUUCACACAGUUACUUGGCUCACAUGCCGUGGGUUCAGGUAUCCCAGAGAUGAAAACCAUUCUGAGGGGUGUGGUGCUGAAGGAAUACCUUACCUGUAAAACAUUUGUGGCCAAAGUAGUCAGCCUUACCUCUGCUUUGGGCAGUGGCAUGCCUCUGGGAAAGGAGGGUCCAUUCGUGCAUAUUGCCUGUCUAUGUGCUGCAAUGCUCAGCAGGUUCAUGUCUGUUUUUGGAAACGUCUAUCAGAAUAAGACAAGGUACAUUGAGAUGCUGUCUGCUGCCUCCGCCGUGGGGUUGGCUUCCUGUUUCGCUGCCCCUAUAGGAGGUGUACUGUUCAGUAUUGAGGCAACAGGAACAGUCUUUUUAGUGAGGAACUACUGGAGAGGAUUCUUGGCUGCUACCAUCAGCGCCUUAUUCUUCAGAAUCCUGGCAGUGUGGGACACAGAAGAGGAGACCAUCACAGCUCUGUUUAAAACACGCUUCAGUACGGACUUCCCCUUUGACUUAAAGGAGCUCCUGGCCUUUGCUGUCCUUGGUAUUGCCAGUGGUAUUCUUGGGGCCUUGUUUGUCUACCUGAAUAGACUAAUAUUUGAGUUCAUCAGGAAUCAGAAUUUCAUCAAGAACUUCUUCAUGAAAAGGCGUCUGCUGUACCCAGUCCUGGUCACUAUACUGAUUUCUACACUAACCUUUCCUCCUGGCUUUGGACAAUUCAUGGGAAGCCAGCUUACCCAGAAAGAGUCUCUGCUGUCGUUUUUUGAUAACCGGACAUGGUCCAAACCGGGCACAGCCGAGGACUACGAUUACCCCGACUUCUCAUAUGCCUGGAAACACCCCCAAGUCAAUGUCUUUGUCACCCUUGGCCUCUUCGUCUUCAUGAAGUUCUGGAUGUCUGCCCUGGCCAUCACCAUGCCUGUGCCCUGCGGAUCCUUCAUACCCACUUUUGUCAUCGGGGCAGCGUUUGGUCGUCUGGCCGGAGAAUGCAUGGCAGCCUGGUUCCCUGAUGGCAUCUACAGUGAUGGCACAGUCUACCCCAUAGUGCCAGGAGCCUACGCUGUGGCAGGUGCAGCAGCCCUGUCUGGAGCGGUCAGUCACACAGUGUCAACGGCGGUCAUCAUUUUUGAGUUAACUGGUCAGAUUAGCUACCUCUUGCCGGUAAUGAUAGCAGUGAUUCUGGCCAACGUUGUGGCCCAGUCCUUCCAGCCGUCGCUAUAUGACUCCAUGAUCAAGAUCAAGAAGCUACCCUACCUCCCUGAGCUGGGCUGGGGACACAAUGAGAAGUACAAUAUUCGUGUGAAGGACUUCAUGACAAGGGAUGUAACAUAUAUCACCCUCAACUGCUGCUACAGAGACCUGCAAGAUGUUCUGCAGGCUGGGGAUCACCUCAAGACGCUGGCCCUGCUCAAGUCCAGCCAGUCGAGGAUCCUGCUGGGUUCUAUUGAGCGUGUCGAGCUCCAGGCUGUUGUCUCCCAGCAGCUAGGGCGACCCCGGAGGCUGGAAUACUUGAGGGAGCGGGCGGCAGCAAAGAGGAAGCGCCAGUCUGUGGUUUCACACCUGAGCAGUGAGGGCAUCUCCCAGAAGGCAACCCUGGAAGUCCGCUUCCAGGUCAAUCAGAUCUCCACAGAGGAGUCUACAUUCAGCCCCAUCCACACUCCCUCCAUUGAGCCACUGAAGCCAGCCCUGAAGAGACCCUCUGUGGUGGACCGUCCUGCUGAAAUCCCCAUUCCCACAAGUCCACAGGACAAUUCUGGCAGUGCCUUAAACCCUGAGACAGAUGGCCAGGAGAUCUCCACUUCCUCUGGUCCUGCUCAUACCCCUGUCAUGGAGCCACUGAAGCCAGCCCUGAAGAGACCCUCUCUGGAGGACUGCCCCACAGAGAUUCCCGUGCCCACAAGGCCACUGGAUCAUUCAGAAGAGAUAGAAUACAUAGAGGAAGACGAUAUGAAGGAUGACAUGACCACUGAGGAGAUUGAAGAGUGGGAGGAGAGUCAGCUAGACGAGCCGGUAGACUUCGACAACUGCAAGAUUGAGCCUGCCCCCUUCCAACUGGUGGAACACACCUCACUACAUAAGACCCACACCAUGUUUUCUCUGCUAAGAUUGGACCAUGCCUAUGUCACCAGUAUCGGACGACUCAUCGGAAUGGUGUCCCUCAAAGAGCUCCAGAAGGCUAUUGACGGCUCAUUGGAGGUGAAGGGGGCCAAGGUGCGCCCUCCUAUGGCCAGUUUACGGGACGUCCGCUCCAGCAGCUGCAACAUCGAAAUAGAAGCCACAGAGCUCCACAAGCUGUGGGACCAGUACAACUCUAGGUCCCUCCCCAGGAAGCACCUGCCCUCUGACUCUGAUGAGAAGUCCUAAUAAGAUGGAUGGGGGUGUUGACGAGUAUGAUGAAGAGUAAACCCCUGUCCCUUGAACACCUCAACCAAUACUGCAACUUCAGGGCUUGGGUCCAUAUUUAAUUCUGGAGUAGAAAGCUCUCCCCUCAACCUCCUCUCCUAACCUUCCUGCCUCUCCCUCUCUCCUUUACCCCUCCUCCUCCCCAAUACACCCCCAGUGGGUCUUUGGGCCCUGCACUGAAUCCACAACACUGAAGGAGGAAGACCUCACCUCAAACUGGACCCUCCUCUCAACCAGGGCAGGGGGGCCCACAACAAGAGAGCUGUGUGCAGGGGAGGGAACAAAUAUUUUCAUAGCUAAACAAAGGAGGUUUGAACAAAAUUAAUGGGAUGUGGUAUGAUUAUGAGAGGAAUGUUUUUUUGCAAUCUUGGACUUCAUUAUUGCUCUCCCUUUAAGAUCAUAUUUUAAUUAUAUUCUGGGGACCUGUAAACAGAAAGGUUUCUCUUUGUAUAGCACCUCAAUCUCUCCCUCAGGCAACUGAGGUUGUAUACACAUUGAACAGUUAUCAACCAAUGUACUGAUGUAUUCAAAAGCUGAACAGAGUUCUGGUUAGAUAGUAAGAGUCUGACCUCUGUGCUAAUUACUUAUUCAUGUCUUUUCAUCAGUCUCUAGUUUAAUGUGCUGCAUGGGUUCCUUAGCCAUUUAAAUGUACAAUAUUUAACUAUUAAUGACGACUUGCUAGAUGAUAAAACCCUGUACCUCAGAAACCCACUGUUCAGCAUCCAAUCAGAUCACUCCCACUUCCUCAUGGAAUUGUGGGUAAAAAAAAGGCAUGUUGUAGGUAUGGCCACUACCCUGUUUGAUCAUUUUCUUUCUCACUAUCUCUCUCACGCUCUAAUUGAAAGACAGUGGACGUUUUGGCUUUUUUCUUACUUUCUUACUUUAUAAUUCUGGUACUGAGCAGAGUCACAUUCUGUCUCAAACACCCCUUCUAACUUCAAUUGUUCUGUCAGUGAUUUUUAACAUAUCUUCUCUUAUAUGCAAGUUUAGAGAAUCUUACUAUACACAUUUGGAUGCAUAUUUCAGUACUAUAUUGAACUACAUACAAAAAGACAUGUACAUACACACACACAGUCAUAUCAACCAACUGGAUGUGUUACUUUACUUUCAGCGGUGGGCUUUGCCUGCUGAAAAGUAAACACACACAAAACUCACUAAAAGAAAACACUUGGAUGGGGAAUCAUUAAAAAUGACAAUGACAAAAUACCCGCAAGACCAAAGUAUCAAAAUACAAUUCAAACUAUUGUACUUUAAUAACUUGUAUUUUCAACACAAAACAGAUGGGCAAAUACCUCCUACUCUCUAUAAGAAUUUAAUUUGAUCUAUGUUUCUAUGCUUUUGAUGAUUGUGCUGACCGAAAUACAUUCAUGGGCAUUAUUUUAGACCACAUUUCACCAGGAAUGUUGAAAGGCACUUAAAAAUGAAAUAAAAAAUAAAAUAACUAUUCUAAAAUACUCAAAAAUAGUUUCAAUAUUUUAAAUACAUAACAGAAAUACAUAACAUAAAUUGCCCUUUUCUGUAAAGACUUCCUCACUGACUAAUAUGCCCAUCCCAAUCACAUAGAAAGACGCACACAUCCACACACACGUAAAAGCAUGGCAUUGUAGCACCUUUGAUUUUUACUAAAGGCUGUUCUUUAGAAGUAUGACCAAAAAGAGAGAGUGAAUAGGGACAAACAUUUUUGAUGUGUGUACAUCAUUUUAAAGGACAGUGUCAAUAUGAUAAUAUGAUGAUGUUUUUAUUUUGUAUCUAAUUUACUUACAUUUGAUUAGCAUUAAGUGAAUAAGUUUGAUUGGCAUAAAAUUUAUCAACUGAAUUUUAAUUAUGCUUAUUUUGGGGAAAUGGUAGAGGGCUUACUGGGGAUGCUUUAGCUUAGCAAUGUUUACAGAUUUUAUAAAUGUAACUUGUCAUUACUAUAAUAUUAUAUUAAAAUGCUGUCAAACAAUUAAAAUAAUUAAUUGCAUAAACUUCUGUAGUUAAUCCCGAUUAAUCACAAUUUUAGAAUGUGUUCAAAUGUGGCCCUAAAUAAAUAAUUUUCUCUUUAAAGAGCAGUGCAUUAUGUUGAAGACAUAUUAUGUUUUAUUGUAAACCCCUGUAUGCACAGUGCUUGAUUUAACACCAAAUAAGUGCAGGAGCUGUCCUUUUCCAUGUUGCUCCAUUAGACCAAGGUGUCAUGGCCCUUCUCCCCUGAAAUUGCCAAAAUAAAAGGCAGAAUCUAUUUGAAGCCCAUGUCAAUUUAAAUUGAUCCCACAGUUCUACCAUCUCCUGCCACUGUGCUCUUAAUCAAGGCAACAACUACUAUGUUAGGCUACUGUAUAAAGCACAUACUGACCUCUCUAUGUGGAGCGCAGUCAUUUCAUCCAAUGUUGAGUCACCUAUGUUUAUCCUGGUAUUGUCCUUUAAAGUUUAGGCUAAAAUGUGGUUUGAUUGUGGUUGAGGUGGUAAGAGGGCCUGGAAGUAACUUUUCUGAUGGAUGGUUGGCCACAACCAAUUACCUGUCUUCAUUAAAUAAUUCCCCAAUUUAACAUAAUGUAUGAGGUAGUGAACUUGAAUAUUCAUCAGUUUGGCAAAUUUCUAGAGAGGUUUAUCCACAAACAUUAUUCAGGAGAGAUCUGAAAUCCAUUUAUGCACAGCAUGGAAGCUGUUAAUUCCACCAUUAUAUUGUUUUAGUGGAAACACGACUGACGACAACAUAAAAAUUAAGCUUAGGCUGGCAAAACAUUAAACAAUCAUAACUUACCAUGCAAGGUUAACAUGUGAAUUCGUUAACACAAGGCUUCUCGGGACCAGUUAGAAACAAGGGAUGGGAGGCACUGCAGGUUUUCCCAUAGACAAACCAAACCACCACAACUUGGAACAGCAGACAGUUCUAAAUAUGGAUACUAACGUUAUAAAAGCACCGGAUUUACACACAUGGCGAGUUAACACGAUUAAUGAUAUGAAUGCAUUAGCUUCUGUUUUCAAUUGUUAAAUUAAAAAAUGUUAUGUGAAGAACUCUGGACAGCUCCAGCAAGUCAAAUGCCAACAAUGUUACCCGUAGACUGUUGCAAAACCAGUGAAACAAGUGACAGCUUCCUCUGAAGUCCAGAACUUACAGUAGGCCUACUAUAUGGAUGGUUCUGAAAAAAGAAAAAUGCUUUAACAACACCAAAAAUUAAUGGUGUUAACGUUUUUUCAUUAAUAGCAUGUGUUCAAGUUGGCAGCCCUAAUUAUUAUUAUUGUUAUCUGUUGAUUUAAUGUUCCUAAAAUUCCUUAUUGAUUUGGUAAUGAAGCUAAUGGGAAAAGGUCCACUGUGACGGCAUCAUUGGCGCACAUUCAAUAAAUCUAAUGUAACAAAUUGGAUUAAGAUUUGUAUUUGUUUUAUUGUAACAGGCCCACAAUGUGGUUGCUUGGAUUACAUUUUAUUAUAUUUAUUAUGUCUUUUACAUUGUUUGAUUCAAAUGAGCUGGCAUCACAGCUAACAUUGCAAAACAUGUUGUGAUAAUCAAAGUGAUUUCAAACAGCUGUUGAUUGGUGACAAUGAUGAUUAUAAACAUAUUGGGAAGGUUGAUGUAUAUCUUAGCAUUGACUAUUUUUUUUACUUUAACUUAUUGUGAAAUACACAUGAAUACUAGCCUAAAUGUUGGCCCAUUUGCUAGGUAAAAUAUUUAAGAUUUUUGCAUAUUUUCCACAUAAUUUUCAAUUACUUCCCCAUUGUUUUAAAUUGAAGAUACCAACAUUAGAUUUUAUUUCUUGUAUAGCUAUUUUUAAUGUGUGGGGGUUUUAAUAUUUUCCAUUACUCAGACACUCUUCCUAUUUUUCCAUUUCCACUAUCUUAGAUAUUUUGUGGCAGGUAUAUAUUUAUUUAUAGGUAUCCAUCAAAAUAGAAGAAUAUUAGAAUUUAUUUUUAUUUUUAAAUCUAAUAAUUAGGCUAGUAAACUUCUGCUAUACUUUUUAUUACUCUCAUUAUGUAAUUCAGUGCAAUCAAGAACAAAUAAAACAUUUUAUAUACCAGUGAUAAAUAAAGUGAUUUUUGCAAAUUGUAAUCUGCAGUCUUGGUCAGAAUAUCUUGUCAUCUUUAAAGCUUUUCUUUCCCUUGUCCCUCCUCUUUUGCUCUCAUCUCUGUUUUAACUACUCUCCCAGACUACAUCAUUCAACCAUAGAUCUAGAUUGUAGGGCAUAGGGUUGAGUGACUGAUUUGUAUUAAAUUGAAUGUUUUUUUCUAAAAGUUUGCUAAGCACUAGUAGCAGGUUGAUUGAUUAGCUUCGUGAACGAUUAGGGUUUUCUCACUCUUUUUCCUCUUUCUCGAUUCGUUUUCUCUCUCUUUCUCUGUUUCUUCAGUUAUUUUCAUUCCAUUUAGGGUGUUUGUAGUUUUCUCUUUUUUUCAGAGUAAAAUACCAUCUGUGCUGAAAUGUGCAGACAAAUGCUUAGAUAACCAGGUUCAUUUGAUUGAUUGGUAGGCUUCUCUGUCCCAUAACAGUCCCACGACAGGCUUCAGGUGUGAAUAGCAGUCCUCUCUCCCCCUGGAGUCUAACGUGUGUGUGUGUGUGUGUGUGUGUGUACUGCUUAGAAUACUGUGCCAGAUGAGUUCCAGAUGAGUUCUAGAUUAUGUCCCAGUGUAAUCUGUAAUAUCUUUAAUCCCUGUAAUCUGACCAAAAGUCAACACUGCAAUCUGAGACGAGACCCAACAUCACACAAUCCUGUUAUUUGGAUUAUUCAUGUCCAUUGCUUUCAAAAAGUAUUCAGGCUCCUUCACUUUCUACACAUUUUGUAGUGUUUGUUUGCCAUCAGUCUACACACAAUAUUCCAUAAAGA